UGUCUCUAGAAAGCUCCGUGUUUUACCAGCCACUUCAGAACAGUUGAAUUUAUGCAUUACAAGUCCUGAAAACGCACUGACAGCCCGCCAGCAUAGUGCAAAACAACGGAGGAAAAUAAGCGGUGAUCUUGUUUUAGAGUAAAAGCGUAAUUAUGGUUAAAAAGUGGGCAGCGCAGAGGUCGACAUCACCGCCCACUUUCUGAUCAUAGCAGGUUGUGCGGCCUCCACUGUUUUGAUUCACAGCUCGGACAAGAGGGGCAGAGAUGGCGGAAGACUGGAAGUCCGGGUAACCACUCCAAGCUACCAUACUACCGAGGUUAAACUUCGUUGUACGAAACAAAAUAUCGGUAAAGCUGGCAGCUUUGUACGGUACUCGAUUCCGCCCGGAGGACAUGGAGACAUCGGCGGAGGGAGAGGCGGAGGAGCGCAGGAGGGAACACUGGAAGUUACUGUCCAGCCUGAAGACCACUGUCGAGGGUCUUGUGUCCACCAACAAUCCCAACGUGUGGUCACGUUAUGGUGGCCUGCAGCGGCUCCACAAAGACAUGAACAACAUCCUGAGCCAUGGACUGAAGAAUGAACAGGUGUACUACAAGCAGAGAGAUUAUUGGCCAUUUGUAUGGUGUGUUCGCUACAUCAGCCCCCACCUCGCCUCACAUGUUGAACAGUUCAGUCACCUGGAGCCUGUACUGAGCAGCGGGAUGCAAAGUGCUGGUGAGAGCUACAAGGCUGAGCGCUGGCUUCUUCACAGCUUACAGGUUCACAUGCUAUCUGCUCAGCUGAGACCUCUGCUCCGGCAUCUGGGGCAUACACGUAAAUAUUAUAAUGAUGAUGCCUUUCUGCUGAGCGAGCCCCAUGUGACUGCCAUGUUCCAGUGUCUGGAAGCUGUGGAGCAGAAUAAUCCCAAACUGCUGGCCCAAGUUGACACUGUCGGGCUGUCCCCUCUGAAGGGCCCACCAUGUUUGGGCCUGUUGAAGAGCCAAAGCCUGUGUGUGCUGCCAGGGGCUGGUGGAGCUUGGAGGAACGCUGACUUGGCUCCCAGAGGAGAUUCUCUAAAUCGCAGACUCACCACCUCCAACUGCUCCCUCCGAGAAGCAGUCACCACCAGCCAUGUCUCUGGGAACGCAACGGGAGGCAGAUCCCAAAACAGCAACAGCACAAACACCAUCUCUCCAGCCAGCAGCCUGGGAGCUCCCUGGGUGUGUGUGUCCAGGCCCGGGGACAGCGAGCGAGGUGUGACACCCCCUCCUGGCUCCGUCCCAGUCCCCUCUAUUUCCCUCACAGAGUCCCCGUCGCCCACCUCCCUUCAGCCUGAGGGUGGGGACUCUGGUGAGGGUGACUAUGAUGAUGGACCUGAGUACCUUGCCAUUGGUAACCUGGGGCAACGCAGCCGCCGUGACUCCCGGAGCUCCACCCACAGCAGCGACCAGGGCGUCACACCCGACCAGGGCAUCACCCCGGACCAGUCCCUGCAACAGAGUUCCCUAGCUCCGCCCCCACCUAGACGCUCAUCCUUCUCAGAGGGCCAGAGGGGGACGGGCCGGGGGUCUAAAGGACACACCCGCUCAUUUUCAGACACAGGGAUCAAUCAAAAACUCAGGAAUGAAUCAGCAGAGGAUGACUGCUGCAUGAAGAAUUACAGCCCUUUCUCACCUCAACGCCAGGAUACCAGCACCCCCAGUUCCCUCUACAUGGAGUCCCAUGGGUCCCAGUACAGCAGUGUUCCAGAUGGGAUGUUCAGGAAGCCAUCGGAGGGUCAGAGUCUCAUCAGCUACUUGUCAGAGCAGGACUUUGGCAGCUGUGCUGACCUGGAGAAGGAGAAUGCUCAUUUCAGCAUUUCAGAAUCCCUCAUUGCUGCCAUUGAGCUGAUGAAGUACAACCUACGCCGUCAGGAGGAGGAGGGAGAAGAGGAGGGAGACAGCGACUGUGAGAUCCAGCAGCUCAAACAGAAGAUCCGCCUGCGAAGGCAGCAGAUCAGACGCAGCCGCCUGCCGCCCUGUUCAAACUCCCAGCACCUUUUCCACUCCACUGACAGCGGAGGCUCCAGGAGGAGCUCUCAGGACUCCUGCCAGGGCCUGUCAGACUCUGGCUCAGCUGAAGAGGUGGAGGAGUGCGAACUACGAGAUGGCUGUGAGGGUCAGUCCCUGCUGGCGGUGUCUCAGAACGGCCUCUCCCUGUCACUCGCCUCCCUCUUCUCAGAUGCAGACAUUAAACGCAGUGUAAGCUCCAGUGGCAGGUCUUUCCUCAGUUCAGAGUCCAUUGCUUCUUUUUGCAUUUUCAGCUCUCCAUCCUUCCUCCAGUCUAACUCCGCUGAGUCAGUAGCCAUGGGUUUACUCAAGCAGUUUGAAGGUAUGCAGCUUCCUGCAGCCUCAGAGCUCGACUGGCUGGUCCCAGAACAUGACGCUCCACAGAAGCUGCUGCCCAUCCCAGACUCUAUGCCAAUAUCACCUGAUGAUGGUGAACACGCAGACAUCUACAAGCUUAGGAUUCGGGUACGAGGCAACCUGGAGUGGGCGCCACCCCGACCACAAAUCAUCUUUAAUAUUCAUCCCGCCCCCAAGAGGAAGGUAGUUGUGUCUAAACAGAACUAUCGCUGCGCUGGCUGUGGCACCCGCAUCGACCCAGAUUAUAUCAAGCGACUGCGUUACUGUGAAUACCUCGGUCGUUACUUCUGCCAGUGCUGCCAUGAGAACGCCCAGGCAGUGGUUCCCGGCAGAGUGCUGAGGAAGUGGGACUUCAGCAAGUACUAUGUCAGCAACUUUGCACGGGACCUGCUGAGCAAGAUCGCCGGAGACCCGCUGUUCAACCCCAGUGACAUCAACAGUGGCCUGUACAAGAAGAUCAAAGCUCUGGAGGCUGUCAGGGUUUUGAGGAUGCAGCUGUUUCACAUGAAAAAUCUCUUCAAGACCUGUCGCUUUGCUAAAGAGGUGCUGGACCAGUUUGACAGCCUGCCAGGUCACCUGACCGAGGACCUUCACCUCUUUUCCCUCAAUGACCUCACUGCUGUUCGUAAUGGAGAACUGGCUCCCAGAAUGAAGGAGCUGCUUAAACUCGGUACCAUGCACGUAGCUGGCUGUGUGCUGUGCCAGGCGAAGGGCUUCGUGUGUGAGUUCUGUGGCAACGACAAAGACAUCAUCUUCCCCUUCCAGCUGAACAAGUGCCAGCGCUGCGAAGAGUGCCAUGCAUGUUACCAUCGCAGCUGCUUCCGCACAGGUAAAGACUGCCCUCGAUGUCAGCGGCUGGCAGAGCGGAGAGAGCGGAUGGCGCGCAAAAACAUGGAAGAGCAAGAAGACGAGGGAGGUGGGCCCUAGUGCUGGUAACAGAGGAAACUCUGAGACUCGAGAAGAGCACAAUGCGACCAUGAUUGUAGUGACCGACAACCUCUCUUUUCCGUUCCAGUCCUCUCAGACCUGGGUGACAAUAUUGCAAACAGAUGUUUUGGUCUCAAUAAAUUGCCAGAUGUGCAGUUUUUACUACAUCAGGACAUCAGUUGUGUUAGUGUGACAACUGUAAAUGAUUUUUUGAUGCAUUUAGUGAAUGCUAAGCCCCUUUCACACACUUUACUCUGUGAUUAGUGGUAGUUUUUUGGUGUCAGCCAGCGUUGCCAACUUGGUGACUUUCUUGCUAGAUUUAGCGACUUUGCAGACCCUUUUAGCACCUUAAUUUCUCAAAGGCAACUAGUGUCAAAUUUAGCGACUUUAUUGGACCACCAGUGAAAAAGAUAUUUUUUUGUCAGGCUGUCAAACCUGCUGAAGAGGAUUUCUUUAAGGACAAAUGGCUUUCAAAAAUUAUCUUUUUUUUCCUUUACUUGAUAUUGGUUUAUCUUCAAAAUGUAACUCCUAAAAGUGAUUAUUUAUAGACAUUUUUUGUACAUAAGUAAAAAUGUAGGAUUUAAAACCUUUAGUAGCCACUAAUUGUAGUAUGUGUGACAAAAAUCAUAAGUAUAGGUGACAAAAAACUCAAACUUACAAGUAUAUUUGAUGCUGACCUUGUUAUAUUUAUGUGUGAAAAGGGGCUGAGAUUCACUAAAUGUCUUGGCACUUCGUUCCUGUGUGGUAAAACAAUUACAUUUGAGAUUAAAGUAGAUCAGAUGUAUUUGCUCAGACGAAUGUACCCAGGUUUGAUAGUUUUCCUUCCUUCAAUUGCAGCUUCUGGCAACUGCUUCAACUCUGGUCAUUUUAAUGGCUACUGGCUUAGCUGAUUUUUGUGACCUAAAAUGGCAGGAUCUAUUUUUUAAAAAAAGUAAACAGCAAGUAAUUUUUUAACAUUUUGACUGAUUUUUCAGUGCAGAUACUGUAUUUGUGCAACCCUGCCCUUUAUGUUGAGGUUUUUAUUUUGAUUUGAAAAUACUGAAGAUAUUUAACUAAUCCGUUCUUUUCUCUGCGCCUUACUAUCCUGUUUUAAGCUCUUUUAGCCAUGCUUAUGUGCCUCUGGGACCAAUGAACUUAGACUGGUAGAGCUAGCGGAGUUACAUUGGAGAGUUGAGUUUAUUGAAAGACUGGACCUCAGAGUCAGUGUUGCAGAUAUUUUAAAUGAAACUACAAAUUCUCCAUUUUUGUGCUGCUUUGUGUGAUUGUGUGAGUGGUGACUAGAAAAAGCUGUGUGAUACGGAGUGCUUGUGUGUGUGCGCACACAUGUCUACCUGCUGUACAUGCAGCCAUGCACAACAUGGUUUGCACCAGCCUGAUCAGCACUUGUUUUCUAAUGUUGUAGGUUUUGGAACAAUAGGAGAGUCGAGUUAAUUGCACUGAUCCUGUCUGUCGUUGUUGGAGGGCUGAGUUGGGAGUCACUCUUUGGGGUUUGUUCAGAUGUUCGUUGUAAGAUCAUGAAUCGUCAUUGUAAAAUCUGUUUCCUUCAUGAAGCUCCUGUCACCUGGGUUGCAUGAAAAUGUGAAGGGGUUCGUCCAAAAUACGAAAGCCACAAUUUUAUAGCAAAAUCAUCACAAUUAAUGAAUUUAUUCAUAUUUGAGCACGUUUUUCUCCUCCAGCAUAUUUUAGCAGUCUAGUGCAGGGGUUCCCAAAUGUAUUGGUAUACUAUGCAGGAUUGUUAGUCACUAAUUGUUGUCAGAAAGUAAAAGUAAAAGCCAACCACAGAUUCAUUCUCAUUUGGAUUUUUGCCUCGCUAUAUUUGCGUUAGUUUCUGUGCUGUGUCCUUUGAAAGCCCGUUGCUUACAAUCUGUCUCCUGCUUGCUCCCUUUUUAUAAAGUCCGAACAUCACCUGAGCACUGCGGAGGUACACUCUCAUAAACAUCCCUAACACAGAAAAUGAGAAGAAAACAAGAAAAUACAGGCAAAGGGCAGAGACUCUACACCACCACACACUUCUGGUGGCAUCUUAAAUCAGGAUUAAGAUUAAGAUUACCUCUGUGUAAAUUAUUAUUAUUAUUUUUUAAAUCCUGCAUAGUAUAUUGUUAAGGUUCAGACAGUAUGCAUGCCUAAUAUGACCCUGGGGCCAGCAGCUGGUUAGUUUACUUUAGCUUAGCAUAAAAUCUGGAAACACCGGGAAACAGCUAGCCUAGCUCUGUUAAAAUCUGCCUGCCAACACCGCUAAAGAUCAGUAGUUCAGAUGGCAGUUGAACUAAACUGAGAAGCCCCAAAAGGUAGAAGUAUCCAGUAUUAAACUUGAACAAAGCAGACAUUGUGGAAAAGUCUGAUAUAAGAGAGAAAAGUUUUUUUUAUUUCUCUCCUCUAAGCACUUUAAAUCAUUUGGUGACCUCUCAGAUUUAUUCUGGGAACCCUUAGGGUUGAAACCACAGGUCUGUUAUACAUGUUAGAGACACGUCUCACAUGUUAAAUCUUGUUAGUUACGGCCCUGUAGAGAGUUAAAAAUAACCAACAGAGUAUGUAAAGAAAGUUGUGGGGGAAACAAAAAUGUAACCCACUGAUUUAAUCAAAGCCUUCACCCUGGAGUUACAGGUUUAUUUGCAGCAAGCUAUUAAUGGAUUAGUCUCCGCUCUACAUACCGUCCUCAACAGGCUUUGCUUUAUGUGAACGAUCCCUCACGUGGUCAUCACACUCUCAUGAGACAUGACUUAAAGCAAUAAAUGUGAAGUCCAUGUCCCUCAGCCCUCACAGACUAGAAUUAAAAAGAUAAACUGCGCCCACUUUUUCAGUUUUAACCAGGAAACACAGAACUGUUCAGUUCACGGCUCCUGAACCAAGUGGCCGCUCGACUCCACUGAAGAAGCUCCUCAACUCAGCAGAUUGUUUGUCCUUUGACUGCCUUUAACACAGAGGUGUGCGAAGGUUUAUAGUGCACUACAGAUUAACAUGUCUAUUAUUAAAAAUGUUAAUUAUUGUUAUUUUGAGGUAUUAUUUGUAUUAAUUUGUUUUGCUCUGUAAGUAUGUUGACAAUAAAAGACUGGCCAGACUGUU
Plectropomus leopardus (leopard coralgrouper) is the source of this 6374-nucleotide messenger RNA. NCBI's taxonomy places the organism in Eukaryota, Metazoa, Chordata, Actinopteri, Perciformes, Serranidae. The record is from RefSeq and is a predicted model, not a curated record.